AUGGGGCUCCCAGCGAGGCAUCCAUUCGUGGCGCAGCUGCAGACGCUGCUGCACCUGGCUGCUUGGUGUCAGGUCGGCGUCAUCCUGCGGAUUGAGCUGGACGCCCUGUUCGGCGGCGCCUGCGCGACAGGCGCAAGCGCCUACGGCUGGGCGCCCUGCGUGACUUCGUCCACGGGCGCCCUGUUCGCGGACCUGCCGCCGAACGCGCUGGGCUCCUUCGUAAUGGGCAUGCUCGCGUCGUCCGACGUCCUGUCAAAGCACCUCGGCCACGCGCUCGCCGACGAGGCGCCGCUCGCGGCGCUGCCGCGCGGCAGCUCGCUGCAGGUGUACACCGCGUUCCAGAUAGGCGUGCGCACGGGGUUCUGCGGGUCCCUGACCACAUUCUCCAGCUGGAUGAUGCAGGCAGUCGUCCUGAUGGUUGGCGGCCACCCACUGGGCUACUCAAAGUGGGUGGAGGGCCUCUUCUCGCUGGCCCUCAACGUGUGGGUCUGCAUGGCGGCGCUCGUCACUGGGCAGCACAUGUGCCUCAUGAUAUACCACUGGCUAAAUCCGGGGGCUUUCACAGCGCGUGGCGAGUACGGCUGGCGCGGCAGCAUCGCCAAGCCGCCGCCCAGCCCCGCAGCGGCGCCCUCCUCGCCCCUGCUCGGCACGCCGAGCCUUGGCCGCAUCAGCGUCGGCCGCGGCGCGGGCGGCAGCGGGACGGUGGUGGUGGAAGACAGGCGGGCGUCAAGCAUUAAGAACCCUGAGGAGGCGCGGCAACAAGCAGCGGCUGUUGCGGCGGCGCUCGCCGGCCCUGCGGACGGCGCUGCGCUCGAGCGCGCGGCGUCGCUCGUGCGUGCCGGCUCCCUGCGGCGGGCGUCCCCAGUGGCGGCGGCGGCGGCGGCGGCGGAGAAAGCGGAGGGUGCCGCGCCGAGCGCGGAAGUGGAGCUUGUCGUUUUGGAAGAGGAGGAGGUGGGGUACCCCCUGGCCUGGUGGGUCGCGGACGCCCUGUCCCUCGCAGCCUUGGCGCUGCUCACCGUCGGGUCCAUAUACUGGGCAGCCACCAAGACGACCGCCGCCAGCUCGCCGUUUGCCAACUCUGGCGCGGCCAUCGCGAUCCUGCUUGGCCCGCCGGGCGCGCUGCUGCGGUUCCGCCUGUCGCGGUACAACGGGAGCCUCAAGGCCCUCAAAUGGUUCCCGCUGGGAACUUUCGCGGCCAACAUGAUUGCCUGCGUCGUCGAUUACGCGAUACGGGCGGGCUUAGAGCGGGCCCCUCAGCAGCUGCCUUUCACUCAUGAGGCGCUGCUGACCGGGAUCAUGCUGGGCUUCUGCGGCUCUCUGAGCACCGUGUCCACCUGGGUGGUAGAGCUCCAACUUCUGAUGCUGAACUUUCCCGCCCACCGGCGCGGGUACAUCUACCUGGGGGCGAGCAUCGCAACGCCGGUGCUGCUGGGCGUAGUCAUCUACGGGGUGGCCGUCUGGACAGGGCGAUGA
This is a messenger RNA of Monoraphidium neglectum, 1473 nucleotides long. RefSeq lists its product as hypothetical. Bases 1 to 1473 code for a protein of 490 amino acids. Gene Ontology annotation, cellular component: membrane. Lineage: Eukaryota; Viridiplantae; Chlorophyta; Chlorophyceae; Sphaeropleales; Selenastraceae. The transcript is spliced from 3 exons. Gene Ontology annotation, biological process: fluoride transmembrane transport. The record is from RefSeq and is a predicted model, not a curated record. Gene Ontology annotation, molecular function: fluoride transmembrane transporter activity.